Messenger RNA from Girardinichthys multiradiatus, 2085 nucleotides. RefSeq names its product paired box 9 (gene pax9). The transcript is spliced from 4 exons. Gene Ontology annotation, molecular function: RNA polymerase II cis-regulatory region sequence-specific DNA binding; DNA-binding transcription factor activity, RNA polymerase II-specific. The record is from RefSeq and is a predicted model, not a curated record. Lineage: Eukaryota; Metazoa; Chordata; Actinopteri; Cyprinodontiformes; Goodeidae. Gene Ontology annotation, biological process: anatomical structure development; regulation of transcription by RNA polymerase II. Bases 75 to 1361 code for a protein of 428 amino acids.
GAUUGGAGAGGCGGGCCAAUGAGCGGGCGCAGACGCUCCGGGAAGCCCGGCCUCCCUGAUUUCAACAGAUUGAAAUGCAAGCCUGUCUCCGGCGCCUUCGGGAAACAGAAAGAGAUUUUUGUCCCCUCUUCUUCAUUUUGUCGCACAAGAAGUGUUUUUUUUUUCCCUCGAGUGCGGACACGCUGGAUGUGCGGCAGGAUCCACGGAGGCGGCACAGAGCGGACACCGUGUACUUCCUUUGCGGCUUCAACACGAUGGGUGAGUUCAACUGUGCUUUUUUCCCUGUCGGUACGGGAGGAUGCAGCAAUCGGUCCUCAUGGGAAGAACCUGCCUUCGGUGAGGUGAACCAGCUCGGUGGCGUGUUCGUGAACGGCCGGCCGCUCCCCAACGCCAUCCGGCUGCGCAUCGUGGAGCUGGCCCAGCUCGGGAUCCGGCCCUGCGACAUCAGCCGCCAGCUCCGCGUGUCCCACGGCUGCGUGAGCAAGAUCCUGGCCCGCUACAACGAGACGGGCUCCAUCCUGCCGGGGGCCAUCGGGGGCAGCAAGCCGCGGGUCACCACACCCACAGUCGUCAAGCACAUAAGGACUUACAAGCAGAGGGACCCGGGGAUUUUUGCCUGGGAGAUCCGGGACAGGUUACUGGCCGACGGCGUUUGCGACAAGUUCAACCUGCCUUCCGUGAGCUCCAUCAGCCGGAUCCUGCGGAACAAGAUCGGGAAUCUGGCGCAGCAAAGCCAGUACGAGUCGGGCAAGCAGGCGCCUCACCCGCCGCCGCAGCCGACCUUACCCUACAACCACUUGUACUCAUACCCAGCGUCCAAAGUGCCCACUCCUCCCGGCAUGCCCACCCUUCCCGGACACAUGGCCAUGCACAGGAUAUGGCCCUCCUCGCACUCUGUCACAGAUAUUCUGGGAAUUCGAUCUAUCACAGAGCAACAAAGUAAGCAAGGCUGCGCACAGGCCUUUAGUGACAGUCCAUCAUUUUCCAGCGCCAAACUAGAAGAAUGGAGCGCUAUAAACAGGAGUAAUUUCCCACCAGCAAGCUCUUCACUAGUCAGUGGCAUGGAUAAGGCGCAUUUAGAACCCCACGAAGCAAAAUACACACAGACGCCGAGUGGCUUGCCCACAGUGAACAGCUAUGUCACAGCGCCCAGCAUCCCUCCCUACCACCCUCCCACCCAAGUGUCACCCUACAUGGGGUACAGCGCCACCACGUCGGCCUAUGUGACCGGACCCACGUGGCAGCCGGCCAGUGGCAAUGCUCUAUCUCCCCACAGCUGUGACCUCGCCGCCCCUCUGGCCUUCAAGAGCUUGGUGGCCAGCCGUGACGCCAUGCACCCAGUCGCUGCGUCGGCGCUGUGAGGUCUCCUACGAGGACUAGAGACGGACAGGGGAGAAACAGUGAAAGGGCGUGAGGGUGAGUGGACAGGACAGGACGCUUCAGGUCUUAUUUUGCUCCUGCUGCCAGCCUUCUAUGAAGGACUCAGAACCUUUAUCCGCUCCACUGAGUGUGGGACAAUCUCCCUCAACUCCCCCACUGCCCUCCAAGCUCAGCACAGCGAGACCAAAGACUCACAAGGAGCAAAUGGUUAAUACAACAGACUUGUUGUCUAAAAGAACUUGCAGAACAGGUGUUUUGAAAGGACUGGUGCGUGACCACCACUCUGCCCAUCAACACUAUUCCUCUCAGAUUCUUUACUGGACACUCUUUGGGCAAAAACAGGGGUAAUGUACAACUUAAGAAAUAUUCAAUCAACCUAAGGGAAAACACUUUGCAUGAGUAUUUCAGGGUGCUUGUUAAUUAGUUUAGCUUUUUUAAAGUUUGUAUGCCUUUUGUUGUUUAUGAUUUGAUAAAUGGAGCAUUUCUUUCCCACUUCACUAAAAGUGUAGCCAAAGAAAGAGCUCCACACAGAAGUUUUAUUUAUUAGAUAAAGGUACGUUGAAUGAAGUGCAAUUAGCGUUGCAGAAAGCAUGGAUGUCUCCAUGCACAUUUGGACAGAAUUGGAAUUAUGUUGCAGAGCAUUAACAAUUGACAAAUGUUGCACAGUAAAAUUGAAUGUAUCUUAUUAAAUUGUUUGGCCGUUUA